AUGGCGGACGAUCAGAACAAUAUUCGGGAUGCUGAGCUCGCGAAUGACAGCGAGACUCCUCACUUCGACGCGCUGUUCGCCCAAUACGCCACUAGCAACGGCACUUUUGGCACGGAACAUCUUGGUCACUUGUUACUUGAAAUGGGCUUCAACGCCGCCCCGAAGGUCUUGGAUCGUGCACUAGACGACAUGGAUCCCAAUGCUACUGGCGAGAUCUCGAAGUUGACAUUCCUCGAAUGGUUCGAGGAGAAUGCAGACGACAUUGACGACGCCCCUGCCGCUUCAGCACACUCGUCCCUUGCCGUGUCUUGUCGUAGUCAACAACAGGAUGAAGCUUACUCGGAGCUACAAAGCGCCAUGUUGGAUGCUAAGAAACAGCGCAAACAAGCUGAGAAUGACGCGCAGCUCCUCGCCAACCGCCUCGCUCACCUCAGAGCGGAAGACGUUCGAGCCCAGAAGCGGAUCGAAGAAGCUAAACGACGCGCUCGAGAGAUCGAAGCUGUCAAGAAGCGCAACGAAGACAAGCUACGCGCGAAACAAGAGGCUCUGGAGCAGAUGCAACGUGACAUCAAGGCUCAACGCGAGUACAAUACCGCAGUGCAGUCCUCGGCACGUGAACGUCGCAACCAAGUCAUUGCGGGGUACACCUCGCAACGUGCUCAGCUCGUACAGGACGCACGAGCGGAGAGGAAGACCAACUUGCACCACAUUAGGCAACAACGGGAGAUGGAUCGGUCGUGGCUGGCGGAGCGUUCGCAGGAGAUCCGAGACAAGGAGAGACGCGUCAUUCGUCAGCGUCAGGCGGUGCAGAAGAGCUACGAGAAGGAGCUGGUCAACAAAGCUCGAGACAAUUUGGCGCAGGAGCACGAGAAGCGAUUGCUGUCCGAGAAGAAGAUUUACAGUAUGGAGGCGGAGGAGGCGGAGCUGAUUGCGAAGCUACGAGUGACGCAGGAGAUGCAACGUGCAGCUUACGAAGAGCUUGAAUUUGUCAUGCAGGACGACGGCAGAGCGCUGUAA
Molecule: messenger RNA, 1017 nt
Organism: Phytophthora infestans T30-4
Lineage: Eukaryota; Oomycota; Peronosporomycetes; Peronosporales; Peronosporaceae
Exons: 2
Coding region: 1-1017 (338 amino acids)
Molecular function (GO): calcium ion binding
Source: RefSeq, a predicted model, not a curated record